CGUGUGGAGAAGCCUUGCCUUCGCCGUGGGGGGGUGUGGGGGCGUGCGGAGCGCCCGACCCGCCGCUGGCGGGGUAGACACCCCCACGACCAUCACCGCCACCGAGGAAGGGGCUGGGAAAAUGCGCGCGGGGUCCACCCGGGUGAAGCCGCAGCCGCAGCAGCAGCAGCAACAGCAGCCGCAGCAGCCAAAGGAGCAGCGCGCCCGGCGCUGAAGGCCUCGAGGAUUUGGGGGGGUCCUCGCAUCACCCCUUCCUUCCCCACCCCCCCGUCCCGUCCCCACCAUCACACCAUGAAGAAGACCCGGAGCACCACCCUACGACGCGCCUGGCCUAGCUCGGAUUUCUCCGACCGGGCCUCGGAGCGCAUGAGGUCCCGCAGCGAGAAGGACUAUCGGCUGCACAAACGUUUCCCCGCCGCCUUCGCGCCCCCGGCUGCGCGGGGCUACAUGACAUCAGGUGAUGUCUCACCCAUCAGCAUGUCUCCUAUCAGCCAAUCUCAGUUUAUUCCACUUGGGGAAAUCCUCUGCUUGGCCAUCUCAGCCAUGAACUCGGCAAGAAAGCCUGUGACCCACGAAGCACUCACGGAGCACCUGACCACGUGUUUCCCAGGUGUUCCCACUCCAAGCCAAGAGAUUCUCCGACACACGCUGAACACUCUGGUCCGGGAGCGCAAGAUCUACCCCACUCCCGAGGGCUACUUCAUCGUUACCCCUCAGACCUACUUCAUCACUCCCUCCCUCAUAAGAACUAACAGCAAAUGGUACCAUUUAGAUGAGAGGAUCCCAGACCCCUCUCAGUGCACCUCCCCACAACCCAGCACCCUCACGCCCUCGGCCUCAGGCUGCAUCCGGGAGAGGACCUUGCCCCGUAACCACUGCGAUUCUUGCCACUGCUGCCGGGAGGACACACACAGCAUGCACGCCUCCACACUGCAGAGGAAGUUCGCCAAGGACUGCAAAGACCCCUACGGCCCACUCCCCCUCUGCCAGGUGCCACCCCCCGAGAAGAGCAAAAGCACAGUCAACUACUCCUACAAGGCCGAGACACUCUCCAAAGCCAAGGAGGGCGAGAAGCAGUCCAAGAAAUUCGGCCUUAAGUUGUUCCGGCUGAGCUUCAAGAAAGACAAGACCAAGCAGCUGGCCAACUUCUCGGCUCAGUUCCCUCCUGAGGAGUGGCCCCUGCGAGAUGAGGACACCCCGACCACCAUUCCCCGGGAGGUGGAGAUGGAAAUCAUCCGACGCAUCAACCCGGACCUGACUGUGGAGAAUGUCAUGAGGCAUACGGCCCUGAUGAAGAAGCUGGAGGAGGAGAAGGCACAUCGGAGCAAAGCCGGCUCAUCCGCUCAUCACAGCGGCAGGAGCAAGAAGAGCCGCACGCAUCGCAAGUCCCACGGCAAAUCGAGGUCCCACAGCAAGACGCGGGUGUCCAAAGGGGACCCAUCAGAGGGCUCCCACCUGGAGAUCGCGCCUGGGGAUCGUGAGUAUGACUUCUGCGACCCAGUGACCAGGGCACCGCGGGAGGGCUGCUUCAUCAUCGAACACAAAGGCGACAGCUUCAUCAUGCACAGCAACACUGUCAUCGAAUCUCACUUCCCCAUGACCCCUGAAUGGGACGUGUCGGGGGAGCUGGCCAAAAGGAGAACAGAGAUGCCAUUUCCAGAACCUUCCAGGGGCAGCUCCCACUCCAAAGUGCACCGUAGUCACAGCCAUACGCAGGACCGGAGAUCCAGGAAUGAGCGGUCUAGCAAAGCCAAGGAGCGGUCCAGAUCCAUGGACAACUCCAAAGGGCCCCUGGGCACGUCUUCCUUGGGAACACCCGAAGAGCUGGGUGAAGGCUGCAGUCAGGAUGACACGGCCCCCAGCCAGUCUUACGUCGAUGACAGUACUUUGCGGCCGGCCCAGACGGUCGCCCUCCCUAGGGUGCAUGUAUUAGCCACGGGUUAUAAAGAGGUGUGUAUUCCAGAAAUAGUCAGUGGCAACAAAGAACCUUCUGGUACGUGCAGCCUUUUGGAACCGGGCAAGCCCACCGUGGAAGUGUUGCCUUCCUUCAGUGAACUCAACUCCUGUCCCACAAAAACGUCCACGGAUGAUUACUUCCAGUGCAAUACCUCCAGCGAGACGGUGCUAACUGCUCCGUCUCCUCUGGGCAAGAGCAAAGAGGACCAGGAUACGCUGACCUUCACAGAAGGGGUGAAAAAGUUGCCUCUGUCUGAGCGGCAGGCCCCCCAUUCCUCCAGGGAGCUUGUGGGACACAAGGAGGAGUCUCCCAAGGGGCCGGGUGGGGGCUUGUCAGAUGUGGCCGACGGGCGUCUGGUCCCGCACCACAGUGCCGAGGCCAGCACCCUAGACAAGAGGAAAGAGAUUUUCAGCAAAGACACUUUGUUCAAGCCCCUUCACAGCACCUUGUCUGUCAACAGCUAUCACAAGGCCAGCCUGUCCCUCCUCAAAGCUCACCCCAAGAGUCCUGCUGAUCCUCUGUUGGGACGGGGUGAGAAGCUGGAUGCAUCUCUGGGUUCCACUGGGCCACAAGCGGGCCCAGGGUUGUCUCAGAGGCAGCAGGAGCCAGGGCCCAACCAGGAGGCCUCUUUUGACUAUUACAAUGUCUCCGACGAUGAUGACUCGGAGGAAGGAGCCAAUAAGAACGCAGAGGAGGAGAAGAACCGAGAUGCCGUGGGCACCAUGCAGUGGCUCCUGGAGCGGGAGAAGGAAAGGGACUUGCAACGGAAGUUCGAAAAGAGCCUCACACUCGUGGCUCCCAAAGAAACAGACAGUAGCAGCAGCCAGAGGGCCACGCACUCGGCUCGCCUGGACAGCAUGGACAGCAGCAGCAUCACUGUGGACAGUGGCUUCAACUCGCCACGCACCCGGGAGAGCUUGGCUUCCAACACGUCAAGCAUCGUGGAGAGUAGCCGGCGUCAGAACCCCACCCUGAGCCCUGCCCAUGGUGGAGGGGGCGCCAACUUCAGCUUCCGAGCCAGCACAGACCCCGCCAGCAACGAAGCAGAGAAAUUACAGAAACCUUCCAACUGCUUGCAAGCUUCUGUGACGAGCGUGUGAUCGUCCUUCUGCCUCCGAUCUCCUGUCUCAUUCGAUCCAGCAAGUUUACGACACUGGGACUGAUGUUUACAUCUUUGGAAAGACAAGCAUCUCAACCACAGUUUUCGUGUUUACUUAAACUGUGCUGCUAAGUAGGUUAGGGCAAAACAACAACAUCAACAAUGGAACAGAACAGAACAGAACAAAACAAAAUAACACACAAAAACCUUUAUUUCAGAGUAUUGCUUUUUCAAUCUAUGGCUCUUUAGCAACAGACUAGCAGUAGGGUGAUAAUGUAUUCUUUUGCUUCACUGAUUGUAACUGAACACAUCUAGGGAAGUCUAGACACUGUAAGUGUGAUAAUGCAUUUUCAAUGUCAUGCCGUUGCUAAUUCCUUUUUAUCAAAUGCCACAGGUACAUGUAACUUCUGACCUCUGGUCAGAUGGUACCGCAGAACUGAUCCUUGACACUUCCCAAACAGAAAUCCCUAAAGCCACUCCAAAAUGUCCAAGGCAAGGGUCCACUGUGUGUGUGUGGGGAAAUCCAUGCCAAACUGACAGAUGGGGCCCAGCCCUUCGUGUGAAUGAGUCAUUUUGACACCAGUCAUUUUUCACUGUGAGUUUUCAUGAUGGGGGUUUGGGGUAGGAGUUCAUGGAAGUGUGUCGGAAGGGUUCGCGAGCAGAAUGCUGGGAAUGCUUGUUUUCAGAAUUUUUGUCUUACAUGGAACAGAUGCUUGUCUGCUUUAUUUUAAUUUUUUUUUUGAAACCUCCAUAAUCACCACCAGGAAUAUAGGCCUUGGAAGCUAAAGUGCACAGAGGAGAGAGGCUGAGGCCUGGGAGAUGGAGAGAGGUAGUAUGUGGAGUUUUUAAAAGCAUUGAUUGAAUAUGCAAGGGAGGACAUUUCCUCUUUUACUUAGGAUGAUCCUAUCUUCCUAGGCUAGACCCGAGAAUGAGUUUGUUUAAAAAGCAAAAUGUUCUUUGUGAUACAAACGAAGAGGAGGGCUGGAAGAUGGUAUUCUUUCUCAUGGAAGGAUGUAAAUCUAUUUUAUGUAGUUUUAAAUAGAAUGCCUAAAUUAGGCUAUGGGAAAUAAUUUUUAGUGGUUCUAGGAAAGAGCAAAAAAUAGGGAGUCAAACUUCAGGCCUUUUAUUCCUGGGAAGAUAUCUCUAGAAAAAACUUUAAACACUAAUUUUUGAUUAGAAAGAUACUGUGCCCAUGUAAUACACAGCAGAAUGUGCUCAUCGACAAGAAUGGUGCAAUUCAAACUUGGACUCCCCUCAAAUUGAUCAAAAUAAUGAUUAUGCAUACCCAACUAUGCCAGAAGAAUGUUUACAGAUACUUUGUAACCGAUUUCAGGAGGCAUUUCUAAAUCAGAUAGGUAGCUCUUAGCCCCGCUUAUUUCUAAAGGGUUUGUUAACAUUUUGCUUUGGUUUGUGCGGUCAUGUUGGAUACAAAAAUUCUCAGCAGCAAAAACAAAAUCCAAUACCUCCCUCAUUAUAAAAAUAAUUAGAAGCUUCAACCUUCUAAGAAAGAGACGUUUCCAAGUUCUCAAAAGUUUUCAGGCUGAAAGAUAAUAUGGGGUGAAGGCCCUUGCACGCAAAUAAUCCAGGUUCAAUCUCUGGCACCACCGAAUCCUCCAAGCAUGCACUGUCAGGAGUGAUACCUAAGUGCAGAGCCAGGAGUAAACCCUGAGCACAGCCAGCUGUGGCCCCAAAACCAAAAACAAAGUAAAAACAAAACAAAACAAAAAACAACAAGCCACUAACAUAUAAAGCUUUCACUUUUAUUAUUUCUUUUUAAAUGAGAACAGUGGAAUAACUUGAUAGAAAGUGGGAAACUCUGCAAAAGUUAUCUAGAGUCUAAGCAAAUGGUCUGAUACAGAAUUUUAUUUCCUUUUGUGGAAUGUGAUAUUUGGAGCCAUACACCAGAGCAUAGAGAUUCCCCCACCCCUGCCAAAAAAAAAAAGAAUAAAA
Messenger RNA from Suncus etruscus (white-toothed pygmy shrew), 5006 nucleotides. It is a transcript of the gene STOX2, whose product is annotated as storkhead box 2. Gene Ontology annotation, biological process: positive regulation of transcription by RNA polymerase II. The coding region runs from base 292 to 3057 and encodes 921 amino acids. Gene Ontology annotation, molecular function: DNA-binding transcription activator activity, RNA polymerase II-specific; RNA polymerase II transcription regulatory region sequence-specific DNA binding. The transcript has 4 exons. Lineage: Eukaryota; Metazoa; Chordata; Mammalia; Eulipotyphla; Soricidae. The record is from RefSeq and is a predicted model, not a curated record. Gene Ontology annotation, cellular component: cytoplasm; nucleus.